AUGGCCGACACUAACCCCGACUCCAAGCCCUGGCACAAGAAAGUCGACCUAAUCCAGCGCGGCGACCGCUCCCCCACCCCCUGGGGCACCUUGACAUUCAUCGGCCUACGCCUGCUAGAUCUUCCUCUCCAACAUGCUCUUCUCGCGCCCGCCGGUCUCGGCAGCGCCCUGCUAGCCCGCGCCGGCAUCACCAGCGCCGCAGCCGCAUCCCCGGCCGUCCUGCACACCGGAAUCCCAUUCAUCGACGCCUUGGGCCGUCCGACCAGCGCUCUGCUCUUCGUCUUCGCAUGCGGCUCCGCCGCCAAGCAGAUCUACUGGCAAACGGUGCUCUCAUACGAGUCGUUCCCAGCGGGCGCGGCAGCAGCCGUCGCGCUGUACAACACCGUGAUGAACAGCACCAACGGCGUCCUAUCGCUCGCAUCAUCCACCUCGUCUCUGUUUUCGCAGCCGCAAAUCACCAUCGCGCUCCCUUUCCUAUCGUCCUCCCCCGUCGACAUCCCCCUCAGCACGCUCCUCGGCCUAUGUAUGUACGUCUUCGGCCUGUCCCUCGAAACCGUCUCCGAGGCGCAACGCAAGGCCUUCAAGGACGCCCCCGAGAACAAGGGCAAGGUGUGCAAGGUCGGCGUGUGGCGCUGGGCCCGCCACGUCAAUUACCUCGGCUACUCCCUCUGGCGCGGCGGGUACACCAUGGUGGCUACCGGCUGGAUCGGCGGCCUCGUCAUGACGGCCUGGCAGAUGUGGGAUCUGAGCUACCGUGCUGCGGGCGUGCUGGAUGAUUACUGCACCAACAAGUAUAAGGAGCAGUGGGCUCAGUUCAAGCGUGAGGUGCCGUAUAAGAUCCUCCCGGGAAUCUAUUAG
Molecule: messenger RNA, 858 nt
Organism: Daldinia childiae
Lineage: Eukaryota; Fungi; Ascomycota; Sordariomycetes; Xylariales; Hypoxylaceae
Exons: 1
Coding region: 1-858 (285 amino acids)
Biological process (GO): ergosterol biosynthetic process
Cellular component (GO): endoplasmic reticulum membrane
Molecular function (GO): Delta14-sterol reductase activity
Source: RefSeq, a predicted model, not a curated record